Triticum aestivum (bread wheat) is the source of this 896-nucleotide messenger RNA. RefSeq names its product 50S ribosomal protein L20. Lineage: Eukaryota; Viridiplantae; Streptophyta; Magnoliopsida; Poales; Poaceae. The coding region runs from base 226 to 594 and encodes 122 amino acids. Gene Ontology annotation, cellular component: ribosome. Gene Ontology annotation, biological process: translation. The record is from RefSeq and is a predicted model, not a curated record. The transcript is spliced from 3 exons. Gene Ontology annotation, molecular function: rRNA binding; structural constituent of ribosome.
CAUUCCCAGACGCUGUAACAUGGACCAUUCCAGGCCGACCCACUGCGCUGCUGUGUCGACCGCCUGCUAAGUCCCGCUAGAACAAAGUCCCCAAACCCUCCGCCCCCCGCCGCCGCCGUCUAGCUUUAGCAUCCCUCCGACGAGCAGCAGCCACCACGGAGCGACGCUUCGGCGGGAAGAUUGUAGGACAGGAGUCCAAGCAUCUAGCAGCUUGUUAGCUACAAAAUGAACAAGGGGAAGAUUUUCAAGUUGGCAAAGGGAUUUAGAGGAAGGGCGAAAAAUUGCAUAAGGAUAGCACGGGAGAGGGUUGAGAAAGCCUUGCAAUAUUCCUACAGGGAUAGGCGUAACAAGAAGAGAGACAUGCGGUCCCUAUGGAUUGAGCGCAUCAAUGCUGGUACACGACUGCAUGGGGUGAAUUAUGGCAACUUCAUGCAUGGAUUGAUGAAGGAGAACAUCCAACUGAACAGGAAGGUGCUCUCGGAGCUGUCAAUGCAUGAGCCAUACAGCUUCAAGGCACUUGUUGAUGUAUCUCGCACUGCAUUUCCGGGGAACAGGCCACCUGCCCAAAAGGAAGGUCUAGCAGCUAUUCUGUGAAACAGCUUGUCCAAUAAAUCACACUGCUGCCAUGACGGUCUUCCGUUUUCCCUUCGUUGCAACUGAAAGUUAUUACCAGUCCACCAAUAUCUUGUAUUCGGGAGGUGACUCAUGUAAUCUCUUUUUGCCAUUCCCUGUGGUAUUCUCUUUAGCAGGAACACCUUUUCAUUGAAUUAUUGCUCAUUUGGCCCCUUUCUGUUGGUCUUAUAGAGAGAGGUCUCUGUGUUACAAGUUACCAAUGUUGAUUGUUAAUUCUGUAGCAAUAUGAUAGAGAUCGGUGACCCUUGUGUUGUGCUCAUCUA